Molecule: messenger RNA, 1350 nt
Organism: Vespula vulgaris
Lineage: Eukaryota; Metazoa; Arthropoda; Insecta; Hymenoptera; Vespidae
Exons: 2
Coding region: 719-1168 (149 amino acids)
Source: RefSeq, a predicted model, not a curated record
UUAAUAGAAAGAUAAGACAGCGAAGCCGUAGAGAAUAUUAACAGGAUUCGAUUAUAACGGGUUUGAACAUUUCUGUGUUCAUAGACGAUCGGCUAUUGAAUAUCAAAUUUCGUGUCCGAGUGUAUGUUUGUUCAAUACGAUCGAAAUCUGAUAGGAGUAUUGCAUGAAUCCAUUAAUUUAUGCAAUUAACCGGACGACGAUCCAGCUAGGGAACAAGUCGACUGAAUGUUAUCUAAAAAUUAUUUCAAAUACGUAUGUAAGUAAUAUUUUAAGUAUCUAACUGUACAUAUCGUAGGAGAAUUACGAUAUUUAUUUGGUCCUUUGCAACGAUUAAUCAAACGUCUAACACGAGGAAUAACUUUUUGAUAAUAAUUGAUAGACAUUCACUCGACUAAAUUAGAUGAAAUAUUUUAAAAGAGAAUCGUAAGAGAUAAGACGAGGACGUAGAACGACGACACAAAAAAGUCGAUUCGGUUCUUCGGCAGGUUCUUGAACUUGGAUGAUGAUCGAGCAAAGUGGUGGGACCAGGUAUCUUUUCCUGGUCGAUGGUACUCGCGGAGGUCAUACCUCGCUCGUCCUUCGUAUAGUCAAGACGUUCCUUCUAACAUCUCUCUUUGCUUAGAUCGCAAAAGAUAAUAUAAUAGAAAAAAUCGUUACGUUUAAUUCGCAUAUUUCAAGGAAUUAAUCUAUAAUUAUACUUUUAAAAGCCGUGGUAACGAUGUUCUCGAUUAACAUGAGAUUGUUCAAGACGACAACUCUUUUAUUAUUAUUCGCAUUUGUUGGAACUUACGUAAGGUGUUUGCCAAUUGAGGAAUCCCUAUCUACAACUUCCUCUUCGUUAUCGACAACGACAACACUUGCUAACUCCGGUGAUCAUUAUGAUCAAAGACAAAAUGGUACCGACAAUUAUCGUAUUCACGUUGACGGCGUAGUCGUGGUCGUUGCACCAGUCGAAGCACUUUUGUUGGCAGGUGAUGUCGUUGGCACCAAUCAGUCUGAUAUAUCAUUGUUGGAAUCUACCUUGUACAAUUCCAAACCAGAAGAUGAGAAACCAAAUAUCGAACAUUCGGAGAAACCGACUGUCUCACCGAAAUCUACACACAGAUCCAGUUUACGUUUAAUGAAUCUACUUGCUCCCUUUAUACGCCGUCUUUAUCACAAAGAAUGAAUCCGACACUGACUUCUAAAAAGAUCUUCCAAGACUUAUUUCUUACUGUAAUGUAAUAUAAAAAUGUGAUAUAUAAUCCAUUACUUAUGAUAUAGAUAUUUUAUAUAUAUAUAUAUGUACGUAUAUUAUUUUAAAGGUAUUCUUGAUUAUGCCUUCGUUAAUAGAUUUACUAUAUAAUAAAU